AUGGCAUCAGAGCGCAGGACACUGUUACUCGCGUUAGUGCUAGUGUGUGUUAUCAAAACAAACUUGAGUGACAGUGACUUCAGUGCACCCGGUAACGAGACGGACGAUAAUAAUUACGACGCGAUAGACGCACAAGUGACGAAACCCAAAGACAUCGAGCCAGAGAGGAGUUUGAGACACGACGAACAGGAGAAUGAAAGUGAAAACGAGCGAAUUUCAACCGUAGAAGACUUUACUACCACAGCAGCGCCUGAAGUUGAAGGCAAUGUUAAUGAUGAUACUCCAAAAACAGAUGAAGAUAUAGAAGGGGACAGUAGGAAUGCUGUAACUGUUGAUGUGACGGAACCUGUACUUGCCACACUGUCCAACGUAGACAAUAAUGUUUACAAACAGGUGAACGGUGUCAGUGAGGAUAUUUAUCUUAAUAGAAGCAACAAUGGUAAGGGGCAAGGGGACAGUACAGCACCCCCACCGACCAGCCCCAUGGACGCAUCCGAAGACUUCGUGCCGAGAAUAGCAGAGCUCAGCGAUGACUUCGACAUCCAGGGUCAAAGGAACCCGAAGACUGAUAACUCUGAAUCCAUCCCCAACGAGCAGAGGAACUUCGACCUGAAGCCGCGACCUUCGCAGGCUGUCAGCAAGAGCAGCACCCUCAAGAGUUGGCUGGAAGACUCAUGGAUCAGGCCCCCGGUGGGUCUACUAGUCCCGCUGAGGCCGAUGGCUUUGAACAGGGCUUUGGCUGUGUGGAACGACUUAACAGUUGGAGGACUCAAUGUUUCAGACAUCGUGAUCGUCGGAUAUGACUCGAACGGUGUGAACUGGCGGUCCCGACACAAUCUCCAGCCUUCCAACGCGGGGAAUGGAGAUCGGGCUGUAUCAGAGGCGCUGUCGAAGCUACUUCUCAAAUACCAGGGUGUGAACGCUGACGCCGGCGACAGCACUAUGAGAGCUCUCGCGUCAGCAGCUAAACUGGUGCCAUAUGACAGUGCACUAUUCGUGCUGACAGACAGAGGGGCUGCUGACCCUCAAAGACUACCCUUGGCUCUGAGAGCUUUGGUGGAAAAGAGAUUGAAGGUAUACACGAUUUGGACGGACCCCAACCAUCCAUCGGCAGACUCGGAAGAUGCUCUCCACGAGCUGAGAAACGUAUCCACUCACACCGAAGGGGAGGUGCUACCGUAUUCUCUACAAGUAAUGGAUAUGGACGCCAGCAACCUGGCUUCGGAACCCGAUCUCCAGGAUUGGGAAGAAGUGCAUAACAUGCAGGCGAGACGAGGGAGGCUAAACCCUGAAGUGGACCACGAGAGAUUCGAGACGCUACUCGUACGCCGUGGAGGCGGCGAGGCUAUAUCUCUGGGUGUGCCCAUAGAGAACGGAGUGACAGCGCUCAAGAUAUACAUAGAGGGAGCUGUUGAGCAUGCUGUGCUUUACCCACCCAACGAUGCGCCACAAAUCGACCUCUACAACAAAACAUCGGUGGCCGCCUUCUCUCCAGCAUCCAAAACCAUCGGACUGAAUCCAAGAGACGUUCUUCUGGUCUUCCCUGGAGCCAAGACUGGUGACGACCUAGCCGUAAUGCCUGCAUCUCCACCAGUCUCCGAUGCAGGAUUGGUCGGAGUUUGGCAUCUCAGCAUACGUUGCGACACUUGCGACUAUCGCCUCGGUAUCGCGGCUAGGGGUCAACUGCAUUUCGACGUGGAAGAAGAGAAACCGGACAAACUCAAGUUCCGGAUAUCCGGCCCCGUUUCCAGCGUGAGGGAGUCUAUACUGAUAGAUGAAUACGGCACGGAACUCGCCAAACUAGCUUUCAACUACCCGCCCAUGUCACAAAGCAGUGGCAACGCCCUAACAGCUGACGUACAACUACCCAACGACGUACGCGGCCCGCGGGUGUACGCCAAAAUAGAAGGAAGAGACGACAGAGGAGAACCAUUCGUCCGCCUCUUUGGCCCUCUAUCCUACCAAUCCGAAGUUCGCACGAGUAGAUCGGCCGCCUUAAGAUUCCCUGAUUCCACCAACGACUUGGAAUUAGCAGAAGAAAUGAACUUAAGAGCUCACAGUCAACGACAACUUCAGUACAAUGACAGCAACGUGAUCCCGUACGACAGAGCCGUAUCGCAGGUAGUAAACCAGUUAGGGGCCAUCCUAACUGCUGUCCAGAUAGGAUUAAGCACCAGAUUAUACGGAGCACCCAGGGACAGCUUACAGUUACAUUUCGAGGUGACAAACUUCAGAGAGCAAUCGGUAAAUUUCCGAUUCGGAGCAGUUGGCGAGCAGCGAUUCCUGACAGGCAUCAGUCCAACGCAACGAACAAUAGCUUCAGGCAGGACAGAAAACGUAAUUGUAAGUGUCACAAUACCGAAUUCUGCGCAACCAGGAGCCAGAGAUUUCAUCACAUUCACUGCAUAUGGUUUGGAACAAGUCUCCAUAUCAGCGUACGUUUACGUGAUAAACGCGGGGCAGACGCCGGUGGACACUUGGUCGCCGGAACUACGUCACGAGUUCCAAGGCUCCUGUAUUGGGAGGACGGGAGACGAUUGUAGCCAACAUGUGUGGAGUGCUACGAUUUCUGCUAGAGAUACCGGAUCAGGCUUACUCCGUCUAACAUCAUCACCUAUAGGGUUAAUAUAUGACAGUAGUUUCGUAUCGGGCACUCGGGAACAAGUGACAGGAAUAUAUCGAGCCACUUGCUGCGCGCCGCGGGUCGUCGUUAAUGCUGUCGAUGCGCUGGGGAAUACCAAUAGCUACGUUGUGGAUAUAUCUGGUUAUAUAUCUGGAGCUGGAAUAGCCGCUAUCGUCCUUGGGGUAAUAUUGGCCAUAGGGCUUAUAGCUCUCCUGGUAUUUGCGAUAGCCUUUUGCGUAAGAAGACGAAGGGAAUCCAGAGAGCUACCUUCGUAUGCCACAUCUUCUAGAAACUAA
Messenger RNA from Chilo suppressalis (striped riceborer), 2919 nucleotides. NCBI's taxonomy places the organism in Eukaryota, Metazoa, Arthropoda, Insecta, Lepidoptera, Crambidae. The record is from the annotation of a GenBank genome assembly.